Molecule: messenger RNA, 804 nt
Organism: Brenthis ino (lesser marbled fritillary)
Lineage: Eukaryota; Metazoa; Arthropoda; Insecta; Lepidoptera; Nymphalidae
Source: the annotation of a GenBank genome assembly
AUGUGUCACGCAGUGGUUCUAGGCGUGCUGUUCUCUCUUCCGUCGUAUCUGUACUCGGCGGUGCCGUUCAGGAAGGCGCGGCGCAAGGAGCGCGAGGGAGAGGGUGCCGGCGACCCCAAGCUGUACCUGCAGGAAGCACUGCUGGAACGCAAGCUGCCCGAGCUCGACAUGCGCCAGCUCGUGGACCUGCCCGACGGGCUCGACUACAACGAGUGGCUCGCCUCGCACACGCUGGCGCUGUUUGACCACGUGAACCUGCUGUACGGCACGGUGUCAGAGUUCUGCACGGCGGCCACGUGCGCCGACAUGACGGGCCCCGGCGGCCGCUCCUACGCGUGGUACGACGAGCGCGGCAAGAAGUCACGCGUCGCCGCACCGCAGUACGUCGACUACGUCAUGACUUACACGCAGAAGACGGUUAACGACGAGACCAUUUUUCCUACUAAGUAUGCAAACGAGUUCCCGACGUCGUUCGAAGGCGUGGUGCGGCGCGUGGUGCGGCUGCUGUUCCACGUGGUGGCGCACCUGUACGCGGCGCACUUCCGCGAGCUGGCGUUGCUGCGCCUGCACGCGCACCUGCACCUCACCUUCGCGCACCUCACCGCGCUCGACCGCCGCUUCGCGCUGCUCGACCACAAGGAGACCGAGGUUCUCCGCGACUUAGAAGUAGCGUUGCGUCUGUCGGAGCCGGCGGGCGGCGCAGGCGGCGCAGGCGGUGCGGGCGGCGGUGCGGGGGGUGAGGCGGCGGACGAGGCGUCGCCGCGGCGGCGCUCGCCCGUCGUCACGCAGCCGCUGGCCUCCGCG